Molecule: messenger RNA, 1565 nt
Organism: Oncorhynchus gorbuscha (pink salmon)
Lineage: Eukaryota; Metazoa; Chordata; Actinopteri; Salmoniformes; Salmonidae
Product: chromatin target of PRMT1 protein-like
Exons: 5
Coding region: 757-1392 (211 amino acids)
Source: RefSeq, a predicted model, not a curated record
CCUGUACUCCAUAUCUUGCUCAUUGCAAACCCUGUUAUGACUAAGUGUCUUUUCUCUUAUCAGUCUUUCUUCCCCCUUGAUACAACAUCCAGAGUCCAAGGCCAAACUGGUCUGCUUGCUAGACUACUAACUACAGCUGGAUAAUUGGGGGACUUCACCCAUGUACGCAUGUGCAUUGUAUAUGGAGGACCUGAUUGGUGUUAGUUUUGCCCCAGCUAACACACCUGACUUCAAUAUUCACCUAAUCGUGGUCAUCAGUUUAGAAUGACAUUUGAUUUAAUCAGUGUUUGCUAGGGAUGGAGAAAGUGUGACACCAAUCAGGCCCUGGACUGGAGUUGCCCACCCCUGGUAUAGGCAGUAAGGGCAGGGGAACUACAUGGAUACAGUAGUGUGCUAAGCAGUAUGUUCUUAAUUAACACAGGAGUCUGCUGAUGGGAGUACGGCUCAUAACAAUGACUGGAACGGAGAGAAUGACAUCAAAUGCCUUGAAACCAGGUGUUUGCUGUAUUUUAGUAACAUUUCACUAAUGUCACUCCAGUCAUUACCAUAAGCCCGCUCUCCCCAAUUACACUGCCGCCAGCCUCCUGUGGUUCUUAAACCCUCCCAUCUCCUAUCCUAUAUCACCCUAUUCGACUGAGGGCCAAGUGUCUGCAGGUUCACUCACAUGUACUUGAUCAAGUAAAGUCACUGAUCAUUUAGGAACUCUCCUCACCUGGUUGUCUAGGUCUUAAUUGGACAUUUGAAAGCUUCACCACCAUGCUGAACAACAAGCAGCUGGAGCCAGUGGCUGUACCAGUCAACAUACAGCAGCAGCAAGUGGCCAGUGUCCGCAACAGGAGACUGGCUCUGCAGAUGGAGAACAGGACCUCUGUGCAGGCUGCCCUGCAGCCCAAGAGCCUGAAGCAGGGCGAUGUUCUGGCAAGGCUAGGUCGGCCCAUGGGGACCCUGAUGCGGGGGGCCACCAGAAGCCAAGGAUUUGCUGUAAGGGGACUGCGAGGAAUGCAUCGAGGAGGUUUCGGAGUGUGUGGAAACAACAGAAGGGGCUUUUUCAGAGGUGGCUAUGCUUUCAGAGGUGUGAAUCCGAUGCGUGCCCGGGGAGGGGUGACUAAGCUUUGGUUUCGUCAGGGCUUGAGGUUGCAAGGUGGCCAGCUGAACGAUGCUGGAGUGCUGGUUAGCUGCGGAGCCAGGAAUGAACUGGGCCUGAGAGGAAGAGGCAGAGGAGCGGGUCUGGGCCUGCGGGGCCGGGGAUGGUUCCGAGGCAAACCUGAGAAAAUCCCCACCAAAGAGGAGCUGGACAACCAACUAGACAACUACAUGUCAAUGACCAAGAGCCACCUAGACGCAGAGCUGGAUUCCUACAUGGCCAUGGCAGACUCUGACUACAUGGAGUAGAACCCUGCUGGAAGACGGGUAGGCAGCAUCAACAAAUGCACUGAGGCUGUCCAGGGGUGAUUCAUUAGUAGAACUACCCCUCACUGGAAACAGAUGGAUGUGACAACCAGGGUCUCUGGCUUAGUCAGAACUAUUGUUAAAGCACUAUUUGUGAACAAAUAUGUGGUGGUACA